This is a messenger RNA of Dissoconium aciculare CBS 342.82, 3601 nucleotides long. Its product is annotated as SAICAR synthase-like protein. The record is from RefSeq and is a predicted model, not a curated record. Lineage: Eukaryota; Fungi; Ascomycota; Dothideomycetes; Mycosphaerellales; Dissoconiaceae. Bases 1 to 3327 code for a protein of 1108 amino acids. The transcript has 4 exons. Gene Ontology annotation, biological process: phosphatidylinositol metabolic process. Gene Ontology annotation, molecular function: phosphatidylinositol kinase activity.
AUGUCAACCGCUGUCAACCUUGAAAGUGAGGAAAAAGCUCCCGGGCUGCUGGACACGUUCGUCCGCUGCGUCAGUGCCAAGAGGAGUGAUCGCUCACUCACCCACUCCGGCUCUCUUCCCUCUGAUGUACCACUUACUGUGCCUGUUUCUCUGCCGGCCUGUCUGCCUGCCUGCUUUCUCUCCCGACGACACGCCAACACCGCUCCACACCGCCCUUCCUCCCUCUCCACCACCACCACCACCACCGUCGUCGUCACCCUGGCGUCCGCAAUCCCUCAAUCGGACAAUGACGAUCAGCUUCAUCGGCUGCCGUCUCACGCCAGCUCACUCAGCGUGAGAAAGUCUUCCGACAUCCAUGCCGCUCAGCAUUCCACCUGGCUCAUGGUCCACGCCAUAGAUGGUCGCCCGACGGGCGGCACAGUCGUCGCCGACGCUGGUCAUGCAACUGCGUCAUACUCACAAUCCCCACAGAAUGGCGAGAUCAAUAACAAGGGUCGUCGUUCCAGCGACCUGCAACGACUAUCCUCCGAGCAGCAAGCGCUGUCUGCUGCGACACAAUUACCGGGCGGAUGGCCACAAACCCCGGGCGCAAAUGGCACACACAACAGCACUGUCCGGGAAGGACUAGGAGGAAAGGACGGGAGCAUUUUGACAAUCCCGAAUGGCAGUCACAGCAGCGACCGAACACCUAGCGCAAAGGCUGCUUCAUUGAGUGCUCGGUCGAAGAAGAGUUCUGGCACGAUGAAUGGCUCGGAAAACGGCAUGAGCAAUGAACACAGAUCAUCAGAGGCCAAUAGAGAUGCCAACAGCCGGUCUGCUGUAUCGCCCGACGGUUAUUUUGGCUCAUAUCCGGCCAACACUAAGCCGUCAACUCCCAGAUCUCCGAUGAGCAGACCCGUCGCAUUUCCCACUGUCGACACUACGCCCAACCAAUCCGCACGCACCUCGGCGUAUGGUACGGUCCCGACAACACCGGUCGCCGCUCUGUCGCCGGUCAAGGAGAGCUCGCCAGCUCCGUCAGGACCCGUUGCAGAAGACAUGUUGAAACCACCUCCGCAAAAACCACACCACCACCGAGCCUCAUCACCUCCCGCCUUCACUCCCAAUGGAUCCAGCUCACCUUCUAUUCUGCCCAUGUCGCGGCCUGACCGCUUAGUACACCGGCAUACUCUCGAAGUGCCCAAGGUCAUCACCCGUACGUCCAAGGAUGGACAGGAUCCCACGAGCGAUAGCGCAGUUCAUGCAUCGGGCCGCUUCUCCCCCAACACACCAACAAAACGGAGAGGCUCUCUCCAGCUUGUGCGAAAACAGACGAAGUCUGUGGCUUCAGAUAUGCCGCUUGAUGAGUUCGCCCAGGACGAAGACGCUGCACGCUGGGCAGAGAUCAUCAAAGCCAAGCGCGCCAAAAAACAACGGGAAGACAUCGAUGACGAACGUGUCGUGGUGGGAACCAAGGUCGACGAACAUCAUGUCAAUUAUGUCACCGCGUAUAACAUGCUCACAGGUAUCCGCUUCUGUGUUAGCCGAUGUAAUGCCAAACUGGAUCGAGCCCUCGAGCCGAGCGACUUCGCGGCCAAGCAUAAAUUCAGUUUCGAUAUCGCCGGGAACGAGCUCACGCCCAGCGCCAAAUACGAUUUCAAAUUCAAGGACUACGCUCCUUGGGUAUUUCGACAUAUGCGAGCUGCAUUUCAGAUUGAUCCUGCCGACUAUCUCAUGUCCCUGACAGCUAAGUACAUUCUUUCGGAGUUGGGAUCGCCUGGCAAGAGUGGAUCAUUCUUUUACUUCUCCCGUGAUUACAAAUAUAUCAUCAAGACCAUUCAUCACGGCGAGCACAAAUUUCUGCGCAAAAUUUUGGUGGACUACUACAAUCACGUUCAGGAUAACCCCAAUACGCUACUCUCACAAUUCUACGGCCUUCACCGGGUCAAGAUCCCAUAUGGCCGGAAAAUCCAUUUCGUCGUCAUGAACAACCUCUUCCCGCCGCAUCGUGAUAUUCAUCGCACCUUUGAUCUCAAAGGAAGCACAAUCGGACGGGAUUUCAAAGAAGAAGAUCUCGAAAAGAAUCCGCGAGCGACGCUCAAGGAUCUGAAUUGGUUGCGAAGAAAUCUACACCUCGAAUUCGGUCCGACCAAGAAGGCAGCGUUUGUGGAACAAAUGCAAAAGGACGUCGCAUUGCUCCAGCGCCUCAAGAUCAUGGAUUACUCUCUCCUCGUCGGAUUCCACGACCUUGAGCGUGGUAACGAGGAAAAUCUUCGUGACAAAACUCUGCAGGUUUUCCAACCGGGCGGCGCUUCCAAACAAGACGAUUCUGCAGGCGCUGGUACAGUCAUGGCGCCUGGUCCGGGCAGUCUGGCGCGCACUCCCAGCAAAAUGGAAAACGCCAAGCGUGCCCGGGAGUUACGAGAUCUGGUGCAAAAACAGAGACCCAUUCCAAUGGAUCAGGCAAUCGACAAGAUGCCGGAAGCGGCUGGGCGUGAUGGUUUCUUUUUCUAUGCUGAUGAUGGUGGCUUCCGAGCGACGCACGAGGACGACCGGCCAGGCGAGGAGAUCUACUACUUGGGUAUUAUCGACUGCUUGACAAGGUACACGCUCCUCAAACGUGCCGAACACUUCUACAAAGGUCUUGGUGGCCACGAAUCACAAAUUUCCCCCAUUCCUCCAGAACGUUACGGCGAUCGAUUCAUUCGCUUCAUCUCGGGCAUCACCAUGUCCCGUGAGCACGCCGCUCUCGUCGCCGAAAAGGAACGUCUCACUACAAACGCUGCAGGCGUUGCUAUCCCUGCUGGUAGCAUCGAUGGGAUCAUCGAGGACCCACAUCUUUCCGCCACCACUAGCCGCAAUCCCAGUGGCACCGCCGAAGUCCUCCAUAAAGCCGAAGCCAUGGCCGAGAAGAGCAAGAAGACCCACGGCCCCGAAUCCGACCUCCCCGACCGCCUCAUGACCACCAUCUCACCCCCUUCCUCCGCCACCGACAACAACGACGGCAUCGUCGCUCCCACCACCCUCCCCGUCAUCGGCGAAGCUGCCGAAUCCGCCUCCAACGCCUCCCCCCGUGUCACUCCCGUCCCGAGCCGCGCCUCCCUUGUCGAGCCCGAAACCACCACAUCUGGGACCUCAAAUCACGAGGACAGCCGCACCGCCCGUUCAUCUACUCCUCCUCAUUACAUUAUCGGCGGCCGCGCCCCGCCGACCCCGCCCAAAGACCCUCACCAUAUCCCUAAUAGCCGGCCCUCGUCGUCGGCCCGCAGCAGCGCCGAGUUGAAUCUGGAUAAGCGGUUACCGCUCUUACCUGGCCCGGCCGUGGCGAUGGACCGUCCUCUGGAGUAGAGUUUCGAGUGGACGAUGUGAUAGUCAUCGGCUCCCCUUGAUGUGGCCUUGUUUCUCUUUAUUAUUGAAUAAUUUCCCCCCUGGGUUUGCGCACGCGCGUGUGUGUCUGUGGAAGCCUGUCUGGCGAAGAGACGAAUUUUCUUUGUAUAAUCACCUCCCUCCCUCGCUCCAUCAUUCAUCCUCACUGGAUGUGUGCGCGCGUCUCCCUUCUUCCUCUUUUUGCUUUAAUUUCUGCGCUGCGUGGGUGGGAAACGAUAAGACUGGGGGGGGGGGG